AUGGAAGAACUCAGUAGGGUGCGGAAGGCGUUUGAUGCCGCCAAUGACUUUUUGAACCCGGUGCUGAAUCGAGAUGAAAUACAAAAGUCCCAAGGCAGGGCACUUCUAGAUAUCCUCAGCCAAUCUCCAGAAAAUUUAGACAUUCAGGAUGAUCUCAAAAGGCGGACUGUCAUCGGUCAGGCAUUAGAUAUCCUGAACCGCAUCCAUAUGUCCUUCGCAACGCCACUGGCAGCUGGGGAUCAAGAGCCGCUGGAAAAUGUAAUCCCCAUGAGUGAAGAUCCGGCAUUGGAAGAUGCAAAGCGCCGUCGUCUUCUACAUGCAUUACUCGACUUGAUAUCCUUAGAGGGAAUUUAUCCAUCUCUUUCAUCAGGAGUUGGCAUUCCAUUGCAACAGAGAGUGAUCUCAGUGCUGCCAGCUGGGGUGAUUGCGAAGCAAACUGCUAUCCCAGCUAGCAGCAGACCUCACGAUGAAGUUCUUUUACGUCAGAUUAUAAGUGUUAUUCUCAACAUAAUGCUAGACCCCACGCCAAGCAUCCAGCCAGUCAUUCAAGGGCGCAUUUUGAGUGACAUGAUCAGCGCUACGGCGGACCUGGCGUUCAACCCAAAUAUUAUUUCGUCCUCGGAUCGAGCCGACUUCAAGAACGGAUUUCUUAAGAUCAUCGAAGAGACACCUAGCGCCGCCCUUUUGCCGACAUUGUCCAGCUUUCUCCAAUCUGAUCCAACCAAUUGGUUCAAAGCCACAAUUUCGGGCCAGAUUGCGAGGGUACCACUGCGCCAGGGCGGGGUUAUACAAACAAUCAUGUUUAUCGCAUCUCAGUUUGCACCAUCUCUGGGACAAGAAGCUCAGAGCGAGUCAUCCAACGGGCCACAUUUCACAGUUCAAGCCAUUAUGCAAAUAUCUCGAUUGUUAUCGUCUGUUCCCCAGGAUAUCGAGCCCACUUCAUACUUCACCACAAUCGCUCCCCAACUCCUGGCCUUACUAGAUGGUCCUGACCCGGAUUUGAAGAAAACGGCUUCUUAUACUAUUGGAAAUGGAAUACUGGGAAAACGUGCUUAUGGCGCACCUGGAACAAUCGGUCAUUCAAUUUUUGUCGAGCCGGUAUUCGCGGCUUUGACUGCCGAGCUAAACGACGGAUUAAUACCAUGGAUGGCACAUUACGCAGAUAUUGAGGGGUCCUCUUCAAUGAAAAUGGAAGAAAUCAACUCAGAAUACACCAUAGUGGAUGGAGACAUGGUCAACCUCGCGAUAGAGCGACUGAGAAGUCUGGCUCUCCAACAUCCGAACCCCGGUCUUGUUAAGAGAAUUGUUUAUCCAAUUCUUCUUCACCUUUGGGGCUUGAUUUGUUAUGCCCAAGAGAAACAACUCAAGGCAUACCAGGAUAAAAUAUUUGAACUUCUGCAGACAUAUUUCAGCAUAUCCGUGGGCGUGCAGCCCCUCAAGAAGCUUGUUGAUCACCUUCUCUGGGAUGGAGGUGCAACUUGGACCUAUGCCACGAAUCAACAAGGACAAAUUAUUUUGAGCAAGCGAAUGGAACAACAAGAUAACCAUUCGAACAUCAUUCGAAUGGUCGACUCUUUGCAAAGUCGCACGGAACUUUUCGUCAGUCUGCUUGGCUCUGACCCUAGUGUCGAGGAACACACUGGUGAUAUUUUCCUCUACGUGAGCGAGAAAUGGCUGGUGAAAUCAAACAACACUGGUGGCCCCGGCGAGCCCGAGAGAAUUGGCGAGUCGGAAAAUAUCAUCCAAAAGCUUGUUAGCGCCAAGGUGGCCGAGAAAUUACUCGACAAUUUUAAAGACACUUUGUCUCGUCGACCUUUGCGAGUGCUGGAGCUCAUCAAACAAGUCGUUGACGGUGAAUUGCACAGGCUUGGUGGUAAAUCAUCAACCAAAGAAGAUCAGAAGGGCAAAGUUUCAUUAUCAUCUCUUGCCAGCAUCGUUCCAGAAGAGGGUGCACAGGAAGAAAGCACAUCUGACAAUGAAACAUCUGAAUCCCUUUCUACCGCGUUCAGCCUCCUGUCUACUAUUAUCGCAUCUCCCGAAUUCACCACCUCGCUCGAGACCCAGCCUCCGCUACAGGCCGUCAAGGACCGCCUGGAUCAACUCAUCCCUCUCCUCCCGCCCGCACUAGCGAAACCAGCAACCACAUCAUCCAUGCUGAUAGAGAUCCAGCUCACCCACCCGGAACAUGACGAAACAAAGCCACCACCGCCGCACCUCGCCGAUCUAGAUACACACCGACAAGCAUUGACGAACCUCAAUUCGGACCUCCCACCCGUGCAAGCAGAGGGAUUCUCGCUGCUAUCAAAGCUAGUCCUGAAGGGAUCACCCGUCCUCGACAUCCCAUCUACAUUGACCCUCCUCCUAUCAAUAAUCACGGACACCAGCUCCCCAGCCGCAAAUGAAGAAUUCAUCUACCUCAACGCGAUAAAACUAAUCGGAACCCUCGCCUCGCGCCAUCCCCGCACAGUAGUCAAAACCCUCGUCGAAAGCUACGCCGACAAAACCGAGCAAAGAACCCUAGACCAGCGCCUCAAAAUAGGCGAAUCACUCCUCCGAACAGUCCAAGACCUCGGCGAAGCACUAUCCGGCCCAACAGCCAAAAUCCUCGGCGAAAUCAUGAUAGCAGUCGCAGGACGACGAGGCCGCAAGCCCGAAUCGCAAAAGGAGCGUAAAUCACAACUGGAAAAGGAGCGGCGCCAAAGAGAGCGCGAGGAGCGCAAACAGAGAGAACCAGCCAUGCCUGAAGGGUGGAAGUUCUCAACUGGGCCGACUGACUCUCGAAACGGUGCAGACGAGGAUGAAGAUUCUGACACUGAGACCCCGGAACAAUCCGCCCACGCUGCUAAUAUAGUCGCCGCAUGGGCGGCGGGUGCAUCGUCGGACGAUGAGCCGGAUGAUCUCCGUGUCCGUGCAUCUGCACUCUCGAUUCUUGCCUCUGCAGCCCAGGUAAAUAUCGUCGGCCUCGGACCAAGAAUAUUAUCGUCUGCAGUGGAUCUCGCCAUGUCAACGCUGACACUGGAGCAAUCGCCCGAGAGCGCCAUUCUGCGUCGCGCGAGCGUGAUUCUUAUCCUCGAUGUUCUCAAAGCGCUCGACUCGACCCGGGAAGCGAAACGAGGUAAGGAGAUUGGCUUUGGAUUCUCCUUGACGGAUUCCAUGGCUGGCUUUGGCUCGAAGGACACCGACACGCAUGGUGUAUCGUCCAUUGGAAAUAUACCUCACAUGCUGCGGACCCUUGGCUAUGUCGAGACCAAAGAGACGGAUCCGAUUGUGCGUGGGCAUUUGCGUGUUCUGAUCGAGAGUUUGGAGGCUUGGUUGGAGAAGUCCUUGAUGUGGGGGAUUGGUGUUCAAUCUGAUGGCGAUGAACCAAGGCUUGAACUGGGUGAUCGGAUUGCUGGGUUGAAUGUUGAUCCUUUGGCUGGAGGGGCCGGUAGGCCACGCAUCGAAGAGAUCGAGUAG
Messenger RNA from Penicillium manginii, 3456 nucleotides. Its product is annotated as RTP1/Tango6 family protein. Bases 1 to 3456 code for a protein of 1151 amino acids. NCBI's taxonomy places the organism in Eukaryota, Fungi, Ascomycota, Eurotiomycetes, Eurotiales, Aspergillaceae. The record is from RefSeq and is a predicted model, not a curated record. Gene Ontology annotation, biological process: protein secretion. The transcript is spliced from 3 exons.